Anarrhichthys ocellatus (wolf-eel) is the source of this 2603-nucleotide messenger RNA. Its product is annotated as cysteine/serine-rich nuclear protein 3-like. Bases 308 to 2092 code for a protein of 594 amino acids. Gene Ontology annotation, biological process: regulation of transcription by RNA polymerase II. The transcript has 5 exons. Gene Ontology annotation, molecular function: DNA-binding transcription factor activity, RNA polymerase II-specific; sequence-specific DNA binding. The record is from RefSeq and is a predicted model, not a curated record. Lineage: Eukaryota; Metazoa; Chordata; Actinopteri; Perciformes; Anarhichadidae. Gene Ontology annotation, cellular component: nucleus.
AGUGUGAGCAUAGGAUGAGGGUGCACAGGGAGAACGCAUAAGGUAGUGACAGAGGCAGAGGUGUUCAGUGUUGCACAAUAGUGCCAGAGGCUGCUGGGAAGAGAGAGAGAGAGAGAGAGAGAGAGAGAGAGAGAGAGAGAGAGAGAAGGCAUCAUGGCAGCGCUCACUGCAUCAUCACGACACAUGGGGAUGUUUGGCUGCUGCUGCUGGUGAAGCCACUGUGUGAUGCGGAGGAGAGAGUCGAGGACUUCCUGGAAACCACAAGAGGCACGCCGAGGAAACAGGUGCGACCAGUGAGAGGGGCCACAUGAUGAGUGGGAUCCUGAAGAGGAAGCUGGAGGAGGGCCCGCCCCCUUACCUGUCUCUGCAGGGCUCCGAUGACGAGGUUUCCUGCAGCGACAGCGGCAACAGCAGCGAUAGUCUCAACCACCCCGUCCCCUCUGGGCUGCUGGACUCUACUCUCCAGCAGCAGUCGAAGCGACUGCGAAGCCGCAACGUGCACUUUGAGAGCGUGACGGUCUACUACUUCAACCGCCGGCAGGGCUUCACCAGCGUGCCCACGCAGGGCGGCAGCACCUUGGGGAUGUCACCUCGUCACAGCGGGGUGAAGCGCUUUACCCUCAGGGAGUUCGCCAUGGAGCAGAAACGGAGCCACCGGAAUAUGUUGAGGGAUCACCUCAAAGAGGAGAAACUCAACGCCAUCAAACUCAAACUGACUAAGAAUGGCACCGUGCCAUCCGUGGAGGCGGAUACCCUGACGCUGGAUGACAUCUCCGAAGACGACCUGGAUGUGGACAACACGGAGGUGGACGAUUACUUCUUCCUCCAGCCCCUGACUACCAGGAGGCGCCGGUCCCUGCUGCGCGCCUCGGGGGUCCGACGCCUCGACGUGGAGGAGAAGCACGAGCUGCGCGCCCUCCGCAUGUCCCGGGAGGAGUGUGGGUGCCGCUGCCGGGGGGUAUGCGACCCGGAGACCUGUGCUUGCAGCCUGGCCGGCAUUAAGUGCCAGGUAAAUGGAACUGUGGUGGACCGCAUGUCCUUCCCUUGCGGCUGCACCAAAGACGGCUGUAGCAACGACACGGGACGCCUGGAGUUCAACCCGGUCCGGGUGCGCACCCACUUCCUGCACACCAUUAUGAAGCUGGAGCUGGAAAAGAACCGCGAGGAGCAGCAGCAGCAUCAUCAGCAGCAGCAGCAGCCGGAGCAGCAGCUCGUAACCAAUGGCAACGGUUACCAUGGCGACUCCUCCUUGGUACAGCAGCAGCAGCAGCAGCCGCCGAACCUGCAGUUCCCAUUGAUGAGUGGCACGCCGCACAUUCCCAUCAUGCACCUCCAGAACACGAACACAGGCGACGGGGCUUCACAUGUAGACGAAGAGGAGGAAGAGGACGAGGAGGAAGAGGAGGAGGACGACGAGGCCUAUGAGGACGACGAGGACGGCAGCAGCGUUUGCAGCGGGCUGUCGGACUGCAGCACGCACAGCUUGGGAACGACCGAGGACGAGGAGGAGGAAGAAGAGGAUGAGGAGGACGAGGAGGACGAUGAGGGGGAGGAGGAAGACGACGACGAGGAGGAAGAUUGGGAUUGCUCGUUGCACGGAACGAGGCCUCCACCCUACUCUGUUCCACUUCCCUCCGUGCUGAGUUACUCCAACAUGAGCCUCGGUAACCCCUUCCACAACACUCCCUCCAUGCAGCAUUAUCAGAUAGACAGCGCCAUAAAUGAAAAUGUCCCCGUGGCCCCCACACUCCCCACAGUAGAGACCGCGUUGGAGUCUGAAAUAAACCCGAAACUCCGCCUCCAAACAGAGCGGCCGAGCGCUCCCUGCCAGUUCACCGACCCCGUCGAGUCCCAGGCGCCCCAACCUUGCUCACGUGUAGACACCCGCGAGAGCCGCGCCGCCCCUGCUGGUGCGGCCGGCGACCAAAAGCCACGCUCGAACAAUCCGGACCGCCAUGACUCACAGACUGAGGUUCUGGCUGGGUCCGCGGAGCAAACAGGGGAGGAAGUGAUGGCGCUGAUCAAGGAGCAACCAGGACUGCAAAAGCAAGGCAAUCAAAUCACAGACACGUCGUGCUCGGGCAGCACCUGAUUGAAGCGCUUUAGAGCGGGAUCGGUUCAUGUUUGGAAAAUCUUUAUUCAAGAAUUAAAACCUUCAACCAUCAGUUUGAUUUAUUCUUGAUAAGUGCACUUCCAAAGAGGGAAUGAGUCAUAAAGACUUUGCAACAGAAGGCUGAAAGAGGUCCAUCUAAUUUGAACUCGAUUUGUCUCCUUUCUAAGAUUGUCAGUUGAAUAAAAUAUAAAAUGUUCAUUGACGAAGCUCAAUAAAACAGUGUUUCUGUACGGUGCUUGUAACUCUAUGGAGCAUCAUUUAUGCCCUCUUCCGGAGUCUUUGAUUACUACAGCAUGUUUCCUGGUUGUGACUGGCAUCUAUGACGAAUCAAGAUUUCGAGGUGCUUGUAUUCUUUCACUGUUUUUCACUUUGCUGGAGUCUCAUCGUUGCUGCUAAUGGUUCUUAAAUGCCUGUCUGUAUAGCAUGUGUUCAGUUUACCUAAGAUGUUUCGACACAAACUGUAAAAUGAUAAACGAUGUCCCUGGCAAAA